Molecule: messenger RNA, 4440 nt
Organism: Penicillium oxalicum
Lineage: Eukaryota; Fungi; Ascomycota; Eurotiomycetes; Eurotiales; Aspergillaceae
Exons: 15
Coding region: 1-4440 (1479 amino acids)
Biological process (GO): transmembrane transport
Cellular component (GO): membrane
Molecular function (GO): ABC-type transporter activity; ATP binding; ATP hydrolysis activity
Source: RefSeq, a predicted model, not a curated record
AUGGCUACUGCAGCGGUUGACGCAUGUGGCGACCGCCGAUUCGGUCCGUUUGUCGCAACAGCAGACUGUCGCGGAGGCUUCGACUUUACAGUGCUCUUCGAGUCUAGUAUUCUGAACAUCCUACCAGCGGCAUGUUUCCUCAUACUCGCAAUUGCGCGAUUGCUUUUCUUGUCCAAGCAGUCGGUCAAGAUUUCUCCUUCAAGAUUCCAUAGAGUAACACUGGGAAUUUCGGUCGCUUAUGCAGCUCUUGAAAUUGCACUCGUGGUACUAGUCGCGAAACAGCAUCCUCUUAGAGGCGGCAGCAUCCCCCUGACUGGUGCGGUUUUGGACCUGGUGUCAGCGCUGGUCAUGAUCAUUUUGAUUGACCAGGAACACUUCCGAUCCAUACGACCAUCAUUCAUAGUCUUCGCCUAUCUAUUCAUCACGGUGCUUCUGGAUCUUGCGCGUCUGCGGACAGCAUGGUUGAUACCUGUCAAUAGUGCCUAUCCUGCAUGUCUUUCGGUCUCUUUUACCUUCAAGCUGCUCCUGCUGGGAGUGACUAAUGCUGAGAAGCGAAAAUGGCUGAUCGGUACCGAGAAGGAGCAAUCCUUGGAGAGUGUCAGCGGACCCCUUAGUCGAGGCCUGUUGACUUGGCUGAAUGGCCUGCUGUUGAAGGGACACUCUAUGUUACUUCCGGGCCAGGAUCUGCCGGCGAUUCACGAGAAGCUUCUAUCUGCAGAACUGUCCGAUCGAUUCACCCAUUCAUGGGCUCAUUGCUCUCAAAGUGAGCGGAACGCACUGCUCUGGGCGGUUCUCAAAUGCCUCCGAUGGGAGAUGGCAACCAUUGCCUUCCCACGACUUUGCGUUGUGGGAUUCAGCAUUGCCCAGCCCUUUCUGAUAGGCAAACUUGUGACGGUUCUUCAGAAGACGGGAUCCACACGUGAAGAGAUAGGAUACGGCUUGAUCGCGGCAACGGCGAUUGUUUUUGUCGGGAUUGCAAUUUUCCGAGCAUCGUACGAGCAUUUAGGGUAUCGUGCUACAACCAUGCUUCGUGGAGGCUUGAUGACCCUAGUGUUUCAGCACAUGAUGAAUUUGCCAUUGGGAGCAGCCGACGAAUCGAGUGCCAUGGCCCUCCUGGGCUCCGACAUUGAAAUGCUCGCCGAAUAUUUUUAUUCAGUGGUCUGCGAGACCUGGGCGAACGUUCUUCAAUUGGCCUUCGCCACGUGGUUAUUGCAGACUCAGGUCGGCGUCGUAUGCAUUGCGCCAAUCUUCGUUGUGAUCGCUUUUACGGCUUCUUCAUUUGCCAUGGGCAACGCUGUUUCCGCUCGUCAAAAGAACUGGCUGCAGGCUACGGAAAAGCGUAUUAAUUUCACGACUUCCAUCUUGGGAUCCAUCCGCAACGUCAAGUUCCUGGGCUUGACCAAUAUCAUGAGCUCGAUGAUCGAGAAUCUACGUGCAGAGGAGCUCCAAAGUUCGAAGAAGUUUCGGCAUCUACAAUCGAUCCGGGUCUGCAUGGUGAACUCUCCCAUCAUCAUCGGUCAACUCAUUACGCUGGCAGCAUAUGCUAUUCUGGCGAUGCUGCAAGGCUCGAGGAGUCUUGUGGUCAGUCAAGCGAUUACAUCUUUGUCUCUCAUCAGCUUGAUGAUCACACCAUUAAGUUACCUCUUAAUGGCAAUUCCCGAUGCGUACUCAUCAUUGGGCUGUCUGCAUCGAAUUCAAGACUUCUUGAGAAGUCCUGGUCAUUCUGAUGCUCACAAAGAUUUUCCACACAUCACAGAGAAGAGGCAGCUCCCUCAAUUUUCACCAGAAUCAUCCGCAAUGUCGAGCAGUCUCUCUGGCAUCGAGUUGAGGCCGGCUACCAAAUUAACACAGGCAGACGGGGAGACGGUUCUAUCAUUCCGGGAUGUUCGUUUUGGUUGGAAGGCUUCUUCGUCAGAUACUUCCGGAAUCACACUGGAAUUUCAAUCCUCGGCGACGGGUACACUCGUCAUGCUUAUUGGGUCAGUGGGCUGCGGAAAGUCCACUUUUCUCAAAGGUCUCGCGGGCGAGACGCCAGUGCUGGAAGGACAGCUUUUCAUCAGAUAUCCCGAUAUUGCAUUCUGUGAUGAGAAUGCAUGGUUAUCUAAUGCCUCUAUUCGGCGCAACAUCAUUGGCGAAGAUGAGACUGAGUUUGACCCUAUCUGGUAUCGUUCUGUGAUAAAUGCAUGUGCACUAGAUCCAGAUCUGAAACGGAUGGCGAAAGGUGAUGAUACCAUCGUGGGCAGUAAGGGUUCGAAACUCAGUGGUGGGCAGAGACAAAGAAUCGCGAUCGCUCGAGCUGUCUAUGCCCGCAAACGCAUUGCCUGUUUCGACAGCGUCUUUAGCGGUCUGGACAACGCGACUGCCAGGCAUGUCUUUGACAAUGUCUUCGGUUCAAGAGGCCUGCUACGUCGCCUAGGUUGCACAGUGUUUUUCGCCACUCACUCUAUCCAUCAUCUUCCUGAGGCAGACCUGAUUCUUGUUCUUGGGCAAAAUGGCCAGCUUGUCAAACAGGGCCGCUACGCGGAGAUUCGAGACGAGGUUGGCGAGUUCAACUCGCAGCUUCAUAACGAGAGCGUGCGGGACUGCGAGGCGCAGGCAAGUGAUGAGAAUCCAUCAUCUGCCCCCGAGAACCAAGAGUCAGAAAGUACCACAGAAGUGACUUCCGACCGACACGCGGCCGACUUGGCCGUUUAUAAGUACUACUUCUCUGCAUUGGGUUGGGUACGAGUUUCCGCGCUGCUGUUGUUCCUGGUGACCGAUGCCGGCAUCGGCGGGUUUCGCUACGUAUGGGUUGAUCUCUGGGCCUCCAGCAGCGAAAGCUCCUCGGACUCGCAGCUUGGCUAUUGGCUCGGCUUGUAUGGGGCAUUUUCUGUGAUUCAAGUGUCUACUCUCACACUUGCAGUCUUCUGGACUUGGGUAGUUAUCGUUCCUGCUGCUUCCAAGAAUCUUCAUUCCGUCGUUCUACGUGCUUGUAUGAGUGCACCGUAUUCAUUUUUGUCAAAUGUCGACACCGGAGUUCUGGUGACACGCUUCAGUCAGGACAUGAGACUUGUGGACAUGAUAUUGCCUCGAGGAUUUAUCUCAACUGGGUUUCAGUUCUUCGGUGCCAUCGCCCAAUGUGCUACUGCUGUAGCUUCAUUGCCCUAUCUAGCUGCAACUCUACCAUUCCUCAUGGGAGUUCUUUACGUGAUCCAAAGAUUCUACCUCAAGACCUCCCGCCAGCUCCGGCUACUCGAGAUUGAACUUAAAAGUCCCCUCUACACUCACUUCAUCGAGUCCCUGGCCGGGGUGACCACCAUCCGCGCAUUCUCUUGGCGUCACUCUACCAUAUCCCGAAUGAUUUCCAUGUUAGACGCUGCCCAAAAGCCUUACUAUCUCCUCCUCUGUAUCCAGAGAUGGCUCAGUCUCGUACUCAAUCUAAUAGUCGCUGCCAUCGCGGUGCUUCUGGUUGGACUCUCGACUGCUCUCCGCAAUCGUGUGGACCCAGGUCUACUGGGUAUUGCACUCGUGAUGAUGAUGGAUCUCGGGCUUGUUCUUUCAGAGCUAGUACAGAACUACACGCUUCUCGAGACUUCGCUGGGAUCAAUUUCUCGCAUCAAGGAGUUCGCGGAGACCACCCCAAACGAGGAGAGCGGCGUGAUCGCUCAGGCUCAGGGAUCCUGCGAGGAGUGGCUUACUCACGGCGAAAUCGAGUUUUCCAGCACAAGUAUCUCCUGGAGUGACUCCGCCAUCAAGCCCUUGAUCAAUGGCGUCAAUAUCCGCAUCGGUGCCGGGGAGAAGUUCGGUCUUUGUGGCAGAACUGGCAGCGGCAAGAGUACAUUAGCUCUAUCACUCCUGCGCCUCAAUGAGAUUGUCGCCGGUCAAAUCCUCAUCGACGGUCAGGACAUCUCCCAACUGUCUCGAUCAUCAGUCCGCGAACGUAUCAGCUGUCUCAGUCAAGAACCAUUCAUGUUCCCCGGCACGGUGCGACAAAACGCUGACCCGCUCAACACGGUAUCAAACGCGCAAAUCAUCGAAGCGCUGCGAUCAGUCGGUGUCUGGGACUCUCUUGUAACGGCCUAUAGCGUCGCAGACACAACCCCAGACGUAGAAACAGAUGCACAUGUUCUCAAAUCAACACUUGACGAGAAUGUCUUAUCACAGGGUCAAAAGCAGCUCUUCUGCUUGGCGAGGGCUCUUUUGAAAAAGAGCAAGAUUCUCAUUCUGGAUGAGCCGACGAGCAGCCUGGAUCAUGAAACCGAUGCCAAAGUGCAAACCAUUAUCAGGGAAUCAUUCCCCGGAUGUACAGUCAUCAUGGUUGCACAUCGAAUCCACAGUCUUUUGGACUUUGAUCAAGUUGCUGUCUUGAAUAGCGGACAGCUUGUGGAAGUUGGCCAUCCGCAGGAUUUGAUGGAUCGGACUGAUGGAGAGUUUGCCAAGUUGUUGAAAUUGGAAUCUUGA